UGUCAAAUCUAUUACAGGGGAAGAGCUCUGACUCUCUGUGUUUCUGUAUGCCUCCGAGAUGUGUCAAUUAUUGGCGGCUCUAUUGAAACUGUAUCUAGCGUGCAGACUGUAUGCAGUUUAUAUUGAGCCUAGUGAAGAGUAUUUCAAAUUUUCAACUUGAAACGGAUGAUAUACGGAUGCUUAAACUGGUGCAUAGGAUCAGCAGCACUAAAAUCCACUCCAUUCUCAUACUUCAGUUUCUAUCCGCCCGUAUGAUCUGCGGCUGGCGGAUGCAUCAGUUCAUUCAAUUUAUACGGAAAUCGCAUGAUCUACCAUAUCUCGGGUCCCCAUUGAAGCUGCUGUCUCAUUAACCACCAUUAGUCGCUGUCUUCUCCGUGCACACUGACCAUAAGCGAACAGUCUCGCUACUGAUGGAAAACAACGCAAUAAAUAAAUAAAGCAAAACAAAACAAAACAAAAAUAGAUUCAGAUGGACAUA
Molecule: messenger RNA, 478 nt
Organism: Aspergillus ruber CBS 135680
Lineage: Eukaryota; Fungi; Ascomycota; Eurotiomycetes; Eurotiales; Aspergillaceae
Exons: 3
Coding region: 111-350 (79 amino acids)
Source: RefSeq, a predicted model, not a curated record